AUGAGACUCCCAAGACUCCUCGCAUUCUUGCUCUGGCACCUGACUUGGCUGGACCUAGAUCUUAUCAGCACUGUUCUGAGUGCCCCAGACCUGGCACAGAGAACCUCAGGGUCCAGACCGGGAUUGGCCAAGGCAGAAGCCAAGGAGCGUUCCCCUCCGGCCAGAGGCAGCUUCAGGCCGGGGGGACAUGGCUUCAAUGGGGCAGCCACUAAUGCCAGGGCAAAGGGCAGCGCCAGCCAAGCUGGAGGCCUACUACCCAAGAAGGAUCAGCCCAAAAAGAUGCCCUCGAGAUCCGGAGGUCCUGAGCCCAAGCCAGAAUUCCCCCAGGCAAGGCAGGCGGGAGCCCGGACCGUGACCCCCAAAGGGCAGCACCCUGGUACCAAGGUUCCUCCAAAGGGCGGCCCCAGUUCCAGUACCUUCCUACUGAAAAAGGCCAAGGAGCCAGGGCCCCCAAGCGAGCCCAAGGAACCAUUCCGACCGCCCCCAGUCACGCCCCAUGAGUACAUGCUCUCCCUGUACAGGACGCUCUCGGAUGCUGAUAGGAAGGGAGUCAAUGGCAGCGUGAAGCUGGAAGCUGGGCUGGCCAACACCAUCACCAGCUUCAUAGACAAAGGGCAAGAUGACAGAGGUCCUGCAGUCAGGAAGCAAAGAUAUGUGUUUGACAUCAGUGCUCUGGAAAAAGAUGGGCUGUUGGGAGCUGAGUUACGGAUCCUUCGGAAAAAGCCCUUGGAUGGGUCAAAGCCAUCUAUCCCUGGGCGGCCAGCCCAGCUGAAGUUGUCUAGCUGUCCCAGUGGCCGGCAACCAGGCAUCUUGCUUGAUGUACGUUCUGUGCCAGGUCUGGAUAGCCCCCGUUGGGAAGUGUUUGACAUCUGGAAGCUCUUCCGAAAUUUUAAGAACUCAGCUCAGUUGUGUUUGGAGCUGGAGGCCUGGGAUCGAGGCCGUGUCAUGGACCUACGUAGUGUGGGCUUUGACCGAGUUGCUCGUCAGGUCCAUGAGAAGGCCUUGUUUCUGGUGUUUGGCCGCACUAAGAAACGUGAUCUGUUCUUUAAUGAAAUCAAGGCUCGCUCUGGCCAAGAUGACAAGACUGUGUAUGAGUACCUAUUCAGUCAGCGUCGGAAACGGCGGGCCCCACUCACAACGCGUCAGGGCAAGCGACCCAGCAAGAAUCCCAAGGCCCGUUGCAGUCGCAAGGCAUUGCAUGUUAACUUCAAGGACAUGGGCUGGGAUGACUGGAUCAUUGCACCCUUGGAAUAUGAGGCCUUCCACUGUGAAGGACUCUGUGAGUUUCCCCUUCGAUCUCACCUGGAGCCCACCAACCAUGCUGUCAUCCAGACCCUCAUGAACUCCAUGGAUCCAGAAUCUACCCCCCCUACCUGCUGUGUACCCACCAGGCUGAGUCCCAUCAGCAUCCUCUUCAUUGAUUCUGCCAACAAUGUGGUCUACAAGCAGUAUGAGGACAUGGUUGUGGAGUCCUGUGGCUGCAGGUAG
Trichosurus vulpecula (common brushtail) is the source of this 1488-nucleotide messenger RNA. It is a transcript of the gene GDF5, whose product is annotated as growth differentiation factor 5. The transcript is spliced from 2 exons. Gene Ontology annotation, molecular function: growth factor activity; cytokine activity. Gene Ontology annotation, cellular component: extracellular region. Bases 1 to 1488 code for a protein of 495 amino acids. The record is from RefSeq and is a predicted model, not a curated record. Lineage: Eukaryota; Metazoa; Chordata; Mammalia; Diprotodontia; Phalangeridae. Gene Ontology annotation, biological process: BMP signaling pathway; SMAD protein signal transduction.